Messenger RNA from Angiostrongylus costaricensis, 273 nucleotides. NCBI's taxonomy places the organism in Eukaryota, Metazoa, Nematoda, Chromadorea, Rhabditida, Metastrongylidae. The record is from the annotation of a GenBank genome assembly.
AUGGAUGACACGGAAAUCGUUGACAUGACGAGAAAGAAAGCGAUUGAAACAUCCGUGCGAAAAUCCACAUUCCAGUUCUGGGCAAUCCUGAGCGGCCGCCGUUCGCCCACACGUGCAGCUCACCGUCGUGGGGAUGGUUCGAUUUCCCAGCUUGAGUAUGAGACCACACGUUGUGUGAAGGCAUCAUCCUUCUUCGUCAUGCAUAGGAAUCGGCAAUCUUUGUCCCGACCAUGUCCGGAUGUUUGUUCCGCUCUCAAACGAGCUCAUUGUUGA